AAGUGUACUAGUAGGUAGUACAAAAAGAUAGUAAUGUGAUUUAAAAACGAUAAAAGUAAAAUAGUCCAUAUUUGCUAACAGUACAUUCGAAAGUAAAAUAUCAUUCCUGCAGGCCUAAUAACGAAUCCGUGCACUUAUAACAAUUUUUUCGCAUAAAUUUCGCUUCGAUCGUCGAGAUUGCACCUUACGCACGCGCACCACGGAAAAUAAUUGAUCGCAAACUCGCCCAGUGGAAAGAAAAGUGGUCUAAUGUAAAUCAACUAGAAUACCAACACACGUGAAGGCACCGGCAAAAAAAAAAUGCACACACGGACUUGCAGAGGCAAGCACCGUGACCGUGGAUAAAAAUCAUCAGCAGUGCAUUCGAAGACCCAUUGACGAACUAACCACCGAUGAAGGUGGAGCGGAUCAAGGAGUGACCCACAAAUGGAUUGGUGACUUUAGUGCUGAAGUGUAGUGACAUUGGUUCAAAAUGACUGCCAUAUUGUUGAUCGCUUGUAUGGUGGUGGCGCAAGCGAGGGCCGGUAUAGUUGAGUUGAACUGCAGUGAUAAUGCAACGUGUAUUGAGCAUAUGGCGAGGGAGUUUGUGAGGAGCAUGAGACAGCAGAGAGCGGUGAAGGUGUUCGACGUGCUGACGAUCGAGCCGGUGGCAGUGAAGGGGUUACGGCAAGCGAGGUCGAGGCAGGGAUUCCUGUCGAGGUUCCUGGAGAGUCACGCGUUCAGCUUCGACUGGAACGACUGGUCGUUUCGGUUGACCAAGCCUGAGGAGAGGAGCGGUGUCGUGGACUUGGAAGUUUACGAGAGCAGAACUGCUAAAGAUGUUUCGGAGCAAGUGCCGAAGAAAUCCAACAGCAAGGUGGAGGAAGAAGAGGAUAAAACGCCAAAACGAACCGGCCUAAAAAGACGACAAAAGAAGAAGGUACUCCAAGCAGUCAUCCCGCUAAUGUUCGGCAUGAAGUCAGCCGGCGCGGUCAUAUUCUCUAUGGCCCUGGUCACUGCACUCACACUGAAGGCCUACGUGGCUAGCAAGCUGGCCCUGAUGGUGACUGUUGGCAUGGCGAUCAAGAAGCUGUAUGAGACUUACGGUCAAGGCGUCGGUUUACAAAACCAUCCAUACCUUUACUCGCAAUACCCAAUCGAUUUCCCGAGCGCUUCAUCGCAGCACACAUACUCCGUCCCAGGGAUGAAUGCCCAAUUCGGUCCGGAGAUGUACAAUCCAGCUUUAGCACCUCAUUCUCAUGAGCUGCUUCAGCAGAAUGAUGCAAGUGCACAGCAGUCUCAGCAACAGCCCACCUUACUCGUCAACUCCACCAGGGCGUCAGAAAGAUGGGAUGGGUUCCGGAGACGUCCAAUGUCCUAUGGAACAUCGCGCGCUACAUCAAGAGCUUAUUCGGGUUCCCGGACUUAGCUGUCAGCGAACCAUCAAUGCCCAUGCCUAUGUAUGUCAUGCCCACGCCGAUGGAGAUGUAUGGGCAAAUGGGCCAGCCCAUGGUCAUGCCUGAGAUGCAACAGAUACAUCAAAUGCAGAUGGCAAUGGUAUGAUUGGACAUCUGGACGUUAGACAGCGGCUAAGCGAUCAAGUGACGAUUGAUUUUGUUAAUGAGCUAAAUGUCAGAUCACCACGUCAGCUUGAUCCGUUGCCUUUUUGUGAUAAACGUGGUGAUCUGACAUUUAGCAAUUCUCUCAGCGCAAUGUUUUAAAUUCAUUGUUCUUUUUCUUGAUUUGAAUUUCAAGCAUUGCGCUUUCUGCCCGGACGUUUUUUCUGAAAGACUGAUUUUUUCUAAGUGCGAGCCCGUCGACUUAAUAUUCGAAUUGUUUUAGGUAAUUUAUUUUAAUUGUAAGAGUUGUUAUAAGGCUUAUUUAUGCGGCACGUUAAAAUAAAUAAGAGAAACUUA
Cydia fagiglandana is the source of this 1895-nucleotide messenger RNA. RefSeq lists its product as uncharacterized. NCBI's taxonomy places the organism in Eukaryota, Metazoa, Arthropoda, Insecta, Lepidoptera, Tortricidae. The record is from RefSeq and is a predicted model, not a curated record. Gene Ontology annotation, cellular component: membrane. Bases 473 to 1408 code for a protein of 311 amino acids. The transcript is spliced from 5 exons.